GGGCUUGUUCACGUGCACUGCGCUCGUAAAUUGCGGUAUUUCUGACAGCACAGGAAGGCAACACGGCUCCGUCCUCCCCAUCAUCAGCAGUCCGAGCAACAACAACCCGCCUCAAAACACUCAGCGGACAACUUCAGCCGCUCUCUGUGCCCUAAAACACCGACAUGGAUGCCCUGAGGUCGGCUGGAAGAGCUAUUAUCCGGAGUCCGAGUAUGGCGAAACAGUCCUGGACGGCCGGCAGACACAGAAAGCUCCCAGAGAACUGGACUGACACAAGGGAGACAAUCCUAGAGGGCAUGACCUUUAAUCUUCGUCACCUCGGCAUGACACUAGUGGACCAGCCCAAGGGUCAGGAGCUAUCAGCAGCUGCUGUAAAAAGGAUUGUUGCCACGGCUAAAGCCAGUGGGAAGAAGCCUCAGAAGGUUGCUCUUAAGGUUUCCCCUCAAGGAAUAGUCUUGUACGACAGUUUGACCAAUAAACUCCUGGAAAAUGUCUCCAUAUACAGGAUAUCCUACUGCACAGUGGACAAAUUGCACGAUAAAGUGUUUGCUUAUAUCGCUCAAAACACCCUCAAUGGGACCCUAGAGUGCCACGCCUACCUCUGCUCAAAGAGGAAAGUGGCUCAGGCAGUGGCUUUGACAGUAGCACAAGCUUUCACAGUAGCUUUUGAACUCUGGCAAGUAGCCAAAGAAGAGAAAGGGAAAAGAGUCAAAUCUGGUUCAGCAGGAGAGGCCAGCAAUAGUUCAGAUUCAGACCGAUCCAACAGCCCGGGGAGCCUGAAAGGAUCGGAUGCUGCUACAGACAACUUGUUGGACCUUGUGGACAGUGUUAAUGGGCUGGAGACCAAUGGGAAUGUAGAAGAGGAUGAGCUGGAUAACCACAGGUCUUCAGAGACCAAUAACAACCCAGCGUGGGAAAUAGAAGAUGGCUUGGAUGAAGCUUUCUCUAGCUGUGCUCUGGAUAGCUAUGGUUCAUUUACAGACUGGCAGUGUCGCGUACUAACCCCCAGGUCCUGGACAUUGGGGUGACGCCCCAAGACUGGCUGACCGAACCGGACUGGGACUGCACUAACGAAAACACUCCCAUCAGCCCGUUUGGCGACGACAUCUUCGGCUUCUGACCAGCGCAGCGCAGAGCGGCACAAAGAACAACGACAGUGGGCGGGAGGGCAGGCGUUAAUAUCUACCAUGAAUUAACAAGACAUCACUGUGUAUUUAAGUCCAGGUUACAGUAAGUCCAUAAGGGAAUAAGUGUGAAACUGUGAGAUGCAGCUUGACCUCUUCACCUUUAUGUUGCACUCUUUAUUUGGACAUACUUUUCCUCUUGGUGCACACCAAAGCAAUAAUAUGAGCAUCUCUCCUGUUCUGUUACUACUCCUCAAACCUGCACAUAUCUCCGUUUAUUUUCUCAGCAUUUGUUGUCCUUUUUGUUUACUGUGGUGAAACCUAAUUUCCUUUAGUUUUGGCAUCAUAAUCAGUGUUUUUUGUAUGUGCUUAGUUAUAAUUUAUAGUUUUAUAAUUAUUUUUUUAUUGAUAAAACAAAAUAAAAGUAGGAUUUAAUUUAGACUGAUGUACAGAUUAUCAACAGGCCUUAAUGACAGCAGGACAAUCAGUUCCACUCGGCUGGAAAGUUAGAAAAAAACAAAACAAAUCAGUGUUUAGACAUCACCGUGAGGAUUUGGCACUGCCGCCACCUCAGAUAUAAAUUGGAGGUUCUCUCAUGUCUAAAACUUUAAAAUCAGUUUUGUAUUUAUAUGAAAUCUACGUUCCAGUGGCUCAUUCAAGACCAGACUGUUCCAGGCAUGUUUCCCUGCAGUGGAACGGUUUUCUCUGGAAUGAAGUUCAUUUGUGUUCAAGGCUGUCAGAACCAUGUUAUGGCCAUUUUGUAAUUAUGCUAUAAUUUACCAGCAUUAUACAGAAUAAAAAUAUAUUCAUGAAUAAGAAGCCAGUUUUGUUUUAUUAUCAAGUUUGUUGAUGAACAAGUGUAUAAAUGAUCCAGAUGUUUUAUCCUGACAGACCACUUACUAUUUACAAUACUUAUUACAUCACUUUUUUUUUUGUAUAAUUGAACCUUUAUAUCAAUUUAUGGCUUGUUCUGCUGUUAGAAUAACAAACGGUAUGAUAUAAUUACAUUUCAUGUAUGAUGAUAGUGUUUUACUUGUAAAUAUUCAUUAUUUAUUUAUAUCCUCCAGAGACCCAGGAAAGUGGUAGUUUUAGCUUUUUUGCAU
Molecule: messenger RNA, 2227 nt
Organism: Sphaeramia orbicularis (orbiculate cardinalfish)
Lineage: Eukaryota; Metazoa; Chordata; Actinopteri; Kurtiformes; Apogonidae
Gene: ldlrap1a
Product: low density lipoprotein receptor adaptor protein 1a
Exons: 10
Coding region: 165-1028 (287 amino acids)
Cellular component (GO): early endosome
Source: RefSeq, a predicted model, not a curated record